This is a messenger RNA of Alternaria incomplexa, 1380 nucleotides long. RefSeq lists its product as uncharacterized. The record is from RefSeq and is a predicted model, not a curated record. Gene Ontology annotation, molecular function: glycerate kinase activity. The transcript is spliced from 3 exons. Lineage: Eukaryota; Fungi; Ascomycota; Dothideomycetes; Pleosporales; Pleosporaceae. The coding region runs from base 1 to 1380 and encodes 459 amino acids.
AUGCUCGCCAGCGUGUCAGUAAGCAAGGAGCCAUGUGCCCACACUGCUCCAGCCGCAACGUCAACACUCGCACCGCAGAUCACGCGACUCCUUUCGUUGAAGACAUUCGACUUGCCGCAACAGCAAGCAGACGACCUCACGCACUCGGCGUCGGCGGUUCUACCCACUCCAACGUCAGACAUUCUGGCCGGACAUCCACUGAGGAUUCUGGUAGCACCGUCAGGGUUCAAAGAGAGUCUGGGCCCAGAACACGUGGCUGAUGCAAUCGAGGCAGGCAUCCGAAAGGUGCUCGAUCGCAGUUCUGUUAUCCUGCGCAAACUUCCUCUGCAUGACGGUGGAGAGGGCUUUGCUCGUGCAUUGGUAGCGGCCCAUGGCGGAUGUAUCGUCGACGUGCCAGUCACCGGCCCUACUGGAUCGGCGGUCGAAUCGCACCUUGGUUUUAUUGGCAAGGACAAGAAGGCGGCUGUAUUGGACAUGGCGGCAGCGGCAGGCCUCCGCUUGGUCCCGAAAGACGAACGCGACCCAACGAUCACCACUACUUAUGGGGUAGGUCAGCUUAUCAAGAGAGCGCUUGAUGCAGGGUCCACAAAGAUCAUCAUUGGAUGUGGAGAUUCGGGAACCUCAGACGGAGGGGCGGGAAUGCUCCAGGCUCUCGGUGUCCGGUUGCUUGAUGAAUAUGGUGAGGAAUUACCCAAAGCCGGCGGUGGUCGAUCGUUAGCCCGCCUAUCCAGCAUCUGCUGGGCUGAUGUGCAUCCUCGACUACAAAAGAAUGCUGCCGAGAAGGUCCAGAUAGAGGCCGUAUGCAACAUUAAGAAUGUGCUCUGUGGUUCCAAAGGAGUCGCGCGAGUGUAUGGGCCGCAGAAGGGAGCUACGCCUGCUCAAGUCGAAAUGCUCGCAUCAUCGCUUGAGAGGCUGGCGCAGGUUGCUCAGUCGACGCUUGGAGAGGACAUCUCUCAGACCCCAGGCAGCGGUGCCAGUGGAGGUCUCGGAGCAGGUUUGAUGUUGCUCGGCGCUACAUUGCGUGCCCGCGCCGAAGCCAUCAACGAGUACUUUGAAUUCGACCGGGUUUUCGAGAAUCAGUGGGAUUUCGUGAUUACGGCGGAGGGCGCUCUGGAUUUCCAGUCACCAAACGGAAAGAUGACGACAGAGAUUGCUCGUCGCGCAAAGCGGAACGGGGCGCAGGUGGUUGCACUAGCUGGUACCAUCGGGGAAGGAGCAGACGGCUGCUAUGGUGCAGGCAUCAAAGCCUUCACGAGCAUCCUCAGAGGGCCAGUGACCCUGGAACAGGCAAUCGUCCAGACUGAUGUAUUGGUCGAAGACGGCGCCGAGAAAGUGAUGCGCAUGAUCAUGGUAGGGUUGGCUCUUGGACGGCACCGCUGA